CGGAGGACAGUUGACCAGCGACAGCGUGCGUACGCGGUCCUUUCGCCUUCCAAGGAGGAAAUAUUUCGUAUUUGGUGCACGGUAUCAAGGUCAAGCAACGCUGAUAACACGGUUCUAAGUAGCCCCAGGCGAUGAUAAUUCGGAAUACUUAGAAUCCCUACGACCAGAUCGUUUCCUACCGUACGCAAGUACGGACGUAUUCAGGUUCGCGAAAAAGAAUACAAUGAAGUGGGUAACAGCAAUUGCUGGGCUUUUCCUUAUUCUGGUCCUGCCACAGAACGCCUUUCUGCCCUGUGUCGAAGGCUUCCCUCGCACGCAAUGGAAACGAAGUAUAGACCUGAAUGACCUAUACCCGUUCAAAGUGCGUCAAUUCAAAUUGCCGAAGAAGGUUGUUCCAACCAACUAUGACCUGGAGCUUCAACCUUUCGUUGGCGAGGACAAGUACAUUGGCCGUGUCAAGGUGAACAUCACAUGGACCCACACCACCAACCAAAUUACCCUGAACGCCCAUCCGGAUCUUCAGAUCACAAAGUACAAUGUCAAAAUCAUGGAAAUGUCGCUGGAAGAAAAGAAGAUGGGCUUGCCUCUGAUGGACGUGUACGUCGCGUGGGUGGAGCCUCCCACGCAGAAGAAACCUCUGUACGUGAUCCACCUCGAGCAAAUGCUGAAGGAGGGCACUGUCUGCGAAGUGGACCUUAAUUUCACCGGUAAUCUAACCACCGAGGAGACCAACGGUUUCUUCAAACGCGAAUACACCAACUAUGAUGGCGAGAAACACUCCGUGGUGGCUUUGAAUCUCAGGUUGGAUCAUGCUCAAAGAGUGUUUCCAUGCAUGGACGAACCUUCUUACAAGGCUACCUUCAAACUCAGCGUUUUGCGACCAAAGAACAUGACGGCCCUCUCGAAUACACCUAUUGAAAACAGCACUGAAGCAGCUGGGGAGCCAGACCUAAUCUGGGAUCAUUUCGAAAAGACACCGAAGAUGUCAACCUACCAGGUGGCGCUGUUUGUGUCGAACUUCGAGAGCAUUUCUCCCACAAUGGAGAUAAACGAAAUGGACGGGAGGAAGCUCGAGGUCAAGGUUUGGGGCCAGAAAGGGAACUUGGAGUCCUUGAAGGAUGUGCCUAACAAGGUUGUCAAGAUUAUGAAUUAUUUGCAAGACUACUUCAACAGCUCCAUCAUUUUACCGAAACUCGACUUGGUGGCUGUUCCAUCCUACUGCUCUGCCACUUCUGAUAGUUGGGGACUUAUGCUCUUUGAGGAAAGUGAGCUGAGCAGACCUUCUCUGUGGAACACAGCCUACGAAUUGAUUUAUCAGUGGAUCGGUCAAUACAUCACGCCAUUCAGCUGGAGCGAUGCUCCAAUGAACAAGGCGCUCAACUCAUUCUUAGCUUCGAUGACCACGGUGGAUAUCAAUCCGGACGAAAUGGAGGGAAAGUGGCCAAUGACGAUGUUGUAUUCUCUUUAUUACGAGUUUGGGAAGACCAUCCCCUUCUCGAGAGUAGCGGGAAUCAGGCUCGAAGCCACAUCUGCAAAAACGGAAUUGAUAUUCCGGAUGUUCAAUUACACCCUCGGCAAGGACCUGUUCCAACAAAGCGUCAGAAAUUUCAUUCAACAGGAAUCGGAAGAAAAAGUGAGGACAUUCUACACCGACGACAUCUACAGCCGACUGAACGACGUCGCGAACGAAACGGACAAUCUUCCGGCUGGCUUGACGAUCAACAGCAUCGCGGGGCCGUGGAUCCAUCGAGAUAGAGUGCCAUUGGUCACGGCCAUUCGCGAUUAUGAAACUAAGACGAUUACACUUAGCCAGAAAGUCUACCUCAGGAAAGCGCCGCCAGCCUCCACUGCUAAAGUUUCCUAUCGGUGGGACAUACCAAUUGUGAUGAUGUCGCAGGACAAAUUGGAAUUCCACAAGCCGUGCCCCUUAUGGUUGACGAAAGAAAACGAACCUAAAAAUUUCACUGUUCCAGACAUCACGGACGAAAAUAAUUUUAUUAUCGUAAAUCCUGAAGAAAUAGGAAUAUUCCCGGUGAAUUACGACUCCUGCAAUUGGAAGAUGCUGUCGCAAUUUCUGCAAGGCCCCAAUCGCGAAAAUAUUCCCGUUCUGACCAGAGCAAAGCUGCUUCACGACUCAUGGAAUUUAGCAUACGCCGGGGAACUAUGCUUCGGGAUCGCAUUGAACAUGACACUCUUCAUGAAACAGGAAAGGAGCCACGUGGUUUGGGAGCCCAUGUUCAUGAUGAUCGAUCAUAUUGGAAGACGCAUCGAAGGAUCCGAAGUCUACCCUAAAUUUGAGGCUUACAUUCGUAAUUUACUGGAGCCUCUAUGCGCGGAACUUGAAGAGUCCAUACAACCCAAGGAGCCAUCUUGGAAAACUCACAUGCGCGGACUGGCCAAAAAUUUCCUCUGUCGUGCUGGUUACGAACCAUGCGUUAACGAAGCAAGAAACCGUUACAAGAAAUGGCUAACCUACGAGUAUCCGGAUAAAGGAAAUCCAGUGGCGAAUGAAGUCCUUUGCCCUGUCUUCAAAUGGGGCACCGACACAGAAUGGGAGUUUGGACUUCAGCGUGUGAUAAACUUCCCCCAGAACAGCCCGGAAAGAAAACAAAAUGAGCGCACCUAUCUCUUGAAAUCCCUAGCCGGUUGUCCCCAGGAUCCAAAUAAAAUCGAAAGAUUGUUGAAUGUGACAAUACUGGAUCAGAACGAGAACUUCACGGACUCCGACAUCCAUUUGAUCUUCACUAUGCUGACUGGAGGAACGGCGGGUUACACGACUCUCUUUAAUUUCUUGAACGACCACUGGGACACCGUGAAACAGAGAUUCGAGACAAAGAGAGCACUAUGGGACGGGAUAAUAAAUUCGGCGACGUCCUCGUUCAACACGCAGGAAGGUUUGGACAUGGUUUCUGAAUUGUACACAAAUCGCCGGGGUGAAUUCGACACGGCCGAUCGUAUCAUCCAAGAGGCAUUGAAAAUCAUUAAACAGGAGACAGAAUGGAGUGAAAAGAAUCUUCAGGUGAUCGAUAAUUGGCUCACUGAAAAUUUACCGAAGGAAGAACUAGACGCUAUUCAAACUUGGAAAGCCACGACGUCUAUGUGAACGACAGUCGACGUAGAACGUCCACCGUGGAAUGAGAAACGUUUUAAAUUGUAAUUGGGGAAUGACUAAAAGUAUGAACAACGUAGGUACACGACACAGUUUAUAAAUUUCCGAGGCGCUUUUUAAAUUCUACACAGAUUUUUCGAUGCUUCUGUUUUCGAUACGUGGAUAAUUUUCUGGUCGAUGUCAAAAUCAGAUUUAAUAUUAGGGAUACAAAUAGAUCUAUCGGAGAAAGGUGCUCGGGAUAAUCGAAACUACGGCAGACAUGUAAAAAAGUUUGAUUAUAAUUAAGGUUUAAAAUUAUAUGGAUUUAUAGUUUAUAUUUUGUUUAUUUAUCAUAGGCACAGAGCUCUUGCAAAUGUGUAACUACUAUGAAAUGUUUAUAUAAUAUUUAAGUCUAUAGAAAAGGUAAUACAAUUGCGUGAAUUGCGAAUGAUAAAAGUCUGAUGAGUUUUUCUAAUGUUACAUGUUCUAUUUCAAUUUUUAUUUGUUGUUUGUAUUAGUUUAAUUGUCGU
This is a messenger RNA of Colletes gigas, 3618 nucleotides long. Its product is annotated as aminopeptidase N. The transcript has 15 exons. Bases 224 to 3103 code for a protein of 959 amino acids. Gene Ontology annotation, cellular component: cytoplasm. Gene Ontology annotation, biological process: peptide catabolic process; proteolysis. Gene Ontology annotation, molecular function: zinc ion binding; peptide binding; metalloaminopeptidase activity. NCBI's taxonomy places the organism in Eukaryota, Metazoa, Arthropoda, Insecta, Hymenoptera, Colletidae. The record is from RefSeq and is a predicted model, not a curated record.